UUGAACACUACAUUCUCCUUCUUAACAAUACACAACAACGUAUUGUUAUCAUACCAUACUGUUACCGGUUGGAUUUUUCCUAAUGACUACGGAGAAGCAGAGAGUGAGAGAGUUCAGUAGGUCUUCAAUGCUAUAUGUACCUAAUCGCGUGACCACCGUGAUCAGAGUGCCGGCAAUCGUAAAUACUUACACUACUUCUUAAACUCGUACAAAUAUAACAUAACACAAGCCACGACAGUCAACAGAUAACCAUUAGGCACCUUGAACUAUCGGCCCAACCUGUGCUCUGUUGUACUCGAGACUCCAACGUACGCGUUUGUUCGUUUAUAAAAAAAAAAAAAAACUAAUAUUUUAUCAAUAGUUAUUUUCCAAAAGAGAAAACUUAACGAAAAUGAACGGGUUCGCGUUGAAAACGAUCGCUGUCACGGCACUCGUAUGCUUUUUGGCCGACUGGAGUCGUGCUGAGUCUGGGCAAGAUCAUAACAGCGGUGUAUCAAUGUCGGACAAAGUAGCCAGUUUUGUGAGCAACAUUAAGACAGGUGCUUCAGAGGCAUACCACAGCAUGCAAAACAAUAUGAAGCCUGUUCAAGAGAUAGAUGCUAAGAAAAAAAUGGAACAAUCUCUAUCGAGUGCCCAAAGCUUCUUUUCGGAUACUUUUUCUAAAUUCAAGAGCGUCUUUAGUUCUAAGCCGCGUCAACAAUCAAAUGCGAGAAACGAAGAAUUGGAACAAGCUAUAAAAGCAUUUGAUGACUAUGCCCAAAACACCAACCCUAAACACUAAAUUUAAAUUUAAAAAAAUGUUAUGCUUAAUUAUUAUCCACAUUUUUAUACUACAAUUUUGAUAUAUAUUUUACAUUAACAGUUUUGUUCUAAUAGAAAUAAUAAGGUUUUUAAACUAUAAAAUAAAUUUUUAAUAUUAUUGAUGUAUAAAUUAGAAUUUCAAUAUUUUUAAGGAUAUUAAAAUAGUAUAGAAUAGUAAAAUAUAAAAUAAAUUGUACAUAUUUAUGCACUUCGAACAUAGUAUACACUAUACAUUCUUAUUUAUAAAAACAUUGUAAACUAUACCUUGUUUUUACAUAUUUUUAAUAUAUUGAUGUAAACUAACUAUAUCCUAAAUCCAUAAAGUUUGUUAUAACUUAUAAAUUAUAUUUUGUUAUUAGUAAUGAAUUUUAUACUUUCAACAAGUGAAGUUAAACUUUAUGAUAAUUAUCUCAUCUUAAAAAUUUUAGAUUUAGAGUAAUUACUCUAUUGGUUAUUAUCAAAAUUAAAUCAAGUGUUUCCAAAUAAAAAUUGUAUACGUAUAGGCUCUUACUUAAAACUAAAAAGGUUUGCACAAUAGUGGUACAAAGGUAUCAGUUUUUUUUAUAAAUUAAUAUUUAUCUAUAUUUAAGGUCAAAGAUGCAUGCGUGAUUGACGUACCAAAUGCGUGAUAAAAAAACAAUAAUGGAAAAAAACUAUAUUAAUAAAAACAAGAAAUAUUUUUAUUGAAAGCUUGUUAGUCAUUAAUACGAUUAUUUACUACUAAACACACAAACUUAAUGCCCAAACAAUUUUCCUUCGUCUUAAACAGUUCAGUAAUUACACAAGUUUUAUUUUAUCUGAAGAUAGUAAAUUUGUACUAGCUGAAUUAACGACAUUUAAAUAUUAUAAUUUAUUAUUUUUAGCGAAUUAUUCAAAUUAAAACAACAACACAAAGAUAAUGAUAUAAAUAAAUGUCAAACGACUUUUGUAUUAGUUAAUAUCAUAUCCCCCCCCCUUAUAUUUUGCGUUAAUUCACAAAUAGAUUUCUGAUACCAUAACUUUUAAGUUUGAACCUAAGCCUUGGUCCUACAAGGACCAUUAAGUUUUUCGCUGUAUGAAUACUUUUUUAAUUUAGGAAAAUAUUAGUGUAACAACUAGGUUAUAAUGUCUCAUUCGACAGUCAAAUAGGUAUAAGACAAAAAUAAACCACAACUUGGUCGUUUAGAAUAGUCACAUACCUACUUAAAGUAUUACGAAAUUUAGAUGGAAAACUGUACAAAAUAACUAUUACUUAUAUUUUACUACUUAUUUAAGUGAUGGACGAAGACAUUCAUUUCACUAAAACAUUAUUUUUUAUUUAUGUAUAGUCGAUCAAAGCUGAUGUUGUGUUGGAUGGUUCAAUUACCACCGAAGAACCGUCGAAAUCAUUCAAGGA
Messenger RNA from Adelges cooleyi (spruce gall adelgid), 2176 nucleotides. RefSeq lists its product as uncharacterized. The record is from RefSeq and is a predicted model, not a curated record. Bases 392 to 781 code for a protein of 129 amino acids. Lineage: Eukaryota; Metazoa; Arthropoda; Insecta; Hemiptera; Adelgidae. The transcript is spliced from 2 exons.